UGCAUAUCUGGGCGAUGUUAUCUAUACGAGUACAUAUAAAUAAUUCAAACCUCCUCGUGUUUUGGGCCACAAGCUAUCACCAUCUUAUAUGAUUGAGGACAAUGGCCUAUGGCGCUAUUACAUAACUAAGUUAACUACAUCUAACAGAUAAACUGCUGCUGAGAUAUACUCAUUUAAUAAUACCAUGGUUGAAACAACGCCGUGUCUAGAGAAACUCGGCCGAAUAAGGCAAAAAAGGGCAAGGUUUUUUCUUAGCGCUGACUCCAGCCGAUAAAUGGUGAUGUUUUGUCCAGAGGAGCUUGUAGUAAAUAUCUCUCGGAUAACAAGCAGAAGGGAUAUGUGCGUGUCAUAACAUACACGGUGCAACAUACACACAAUAUAAACACGUAAGUGAUCGAUUAAACCUUCCCAACCAUGAGCAUUCAACCCCUCCAAUCCCGCGAGGAUAAAGAGUUCCCUUCCCAAAUCUGGCAGAAGGCCAUCUCGCCCUGGACAUCCUCCCCGCUCCCCACAUCCACCACCCUCUCCCACGUCCGCUCCUCCCUGAUAUCCCCGCUCCCUAGCGCCGGCCUGGGAUUUUCAGAGACAAAAAGGCAUAUAGUCAACGAUAUUUCUCCCGGUUUCAACGGCAGCAGCCUAAGCGCCAAUUACUAUGGCUUUGUCACAGGUGGCGUAACACCCGCUGCCCUGCUGGCUGACAAUAUCGUAUCUGCCUAUGACCAGAAUGUCCACGCGCACCUUCCAGACCACUCCGUCGCGACGGAUGUGGAGGAUCGGGCAUUGACGUUUCUGCUUGAUAUGUUCGAUCUGGAUCACAAAACAUGGACCCAUAAGACUAUGACGACGGGCGCCACGGGUAGCAAUGUACUCGGACUGGCGUUGGGGAGAGAGUUUAUUCUUCGGGUAGCCGUGGAGAGGAAGGAGGGUGCGGCUCGGGAGGUUAUGAAAAGCGUGGGCGAGCAUGGCAUGGCGGAGGUGUUGGUUGCUGCUGGCUUAAAAGGCCUACAAGUUCUAUCUACAUAUCCCCAUUCGUCAGUUGGAAAGGCAGCGGGGAUUCUAGGUAUUGGUCGGGCAAAUGUUAAAAGCGUUUGUGCUGCUGGUGAUGGUUGGGUUCCACUUAAGUUCGACUUUGAGAAUUUAGAAAAGGAGUUGGCCAGAAGUGAUAUGGCAAGUAUUGUUGCGGUGUCCUGUGGCGAAGUGAACACGGGGCAUUUUGCUACAGGGGGAUUGGAAGAGUUCAGAAAGAUACGGCAGCUCUGUGACAAGUACGGCGCUUGGCUACAUGUCGAUGGCGCUUUUGGGAUGUUUGGACGGAUUUUAAAAAGUGGAGGGGAAUUUGAUCACAUUUGGAAAGGAUGCCAGGGGCUUGAGCUAGCAGACUCAAUUACAGGAGACGGUCACAAACUACUCAACGUUCCCUACGACUGCGGGUUUUUCUUCUCCCGCCAUGCGGACCUCGCAGAGGACGUCUGCCGGAAUCCUAACGCUGCCUAUCUAAGUGCUGGUGGCGGCGGGAUCCCACCUCCGUGUAACAAUGGCGUUGAGAACUCCAGACGCCUUAGAGCGCUGCCGGUGUAUGCGACAUUAGUUGCAUAUGGAAAGGACGGGUAUAGGGAUAUGUUGGAAAGACAAAUCCGACUUGCUAGGUCGGUUGUUGGCUGGCUAUUUGAGCAUCCCGCCUAUGCAGUUCUUCCUCACGACCCAGAGAAGGAAAGUCUUCUGCAGAACACAUUUAUAAUUGUUCUAUUUAGGGCAAAGGAUGAAGAUUUAAAUCAGGUGUUGGUGAGCAAAAUCAAUACCGCUUCAAAAAUAUAUGUGUCCGGAACUAGUUGGGACGGCAAGCCGGCGUGUAGAAUUGCAAUUUCAAACUGGAGGGUGAACGAAGAGAAGGAUUUUGAAGUGAUAACUUCAGUGCUGCGUGAAAUUGCGGAAUAAUAUGUCAGAAAGAAGAGCACGUUAGAUGUACUGUGUUAUAUAUAUCCAUAGACAUAUUAUCCACAUAUGUGGAAAAUAUUGAUAGAAUACCAUAGCCUCUUUCCCACCCUUAUCUCCGACGCCCUGCAGAUGGAACGUCACUUCUAUCGGCCAUACUGACGACUUCCCCAAUGCCAGCCUCUUCCUGUUCGUCCUCCAGAGCUGUGAUUUCUUCUCUACAAUCCCACCAUUUCUCUUCAGCCAGGAUAAACGCUUCCUUCCGGAGUUCCUUCACACUCAUUUCUGUUCCAGUUUUAUCAGCGGUCAUCUUCGACAAUAAAAUAUCCUGCCAUUCCGUGGAGGUCCUGGCGAAGAAAUCUCUCAGAGACUCAAAAGGUCGAGGGUGAGGUUGAGAAUCCUUGACUAGAGUUUCUGGUUCUUGUUCGACCUCCAUUUCCGCCUGCGCCUGUUCCGCGAUGACACUUGUCGCUGCAGUCGACGCUACUUCUACUGACUCCAUGUCCACAUCUUCAUUUUCGCCAUCGUCCGAUUCUUCCUCGUCUUCGCCCUCCUCAUCGCUGUCGACUGCAAUGGCAUCGUUCCAAUGUUCGGGCUCCCUGUAAAAUAUCUCCUUCACACCAUCUAGCUUUACUAGGUCAAUAGAAUACAUGUCGUUAAAUGUAAAUUCCUGAUCCCCUCUCUCAAAGGUGCCGCCAAACAUAAACAGGGUAUCAUCUAGCACUGCUAAUUGAGAAUUGAACCUGCGGUGAGGCAUUUCAAAGCGAAUUGUCAAGUUUCGUUUCUCUCCGGUAUCCUCACCCUCUUUUUCUGAAGAAUCAACAUCCAUUGGCUGAGAUUCUAUUUUGGUUGAAUUUACCUUCGAUUCAAGGAGAGCAAGGUUGCGCAGCAGCUCCUCUUCAUCUGCUCUGCCUCGGCUCCGUUUUGCGGCCUGCGCAGCAGCCUGCUGCUUCUUCCCUGCUACUCGUGGUCGGCGAAGCGACAUUUGGAAAAAGCGGUUUCGAUCCGUAUUCCACGCGUAAAGGUUGUCGAAAAAUUCGCUUUCAAUUCCAUCUUCAGUUACUUCAACGUCGUGGACACCGCCAAACAUAA
Molecule: messenger RNA, 3024 nt
Organism: Blastomyces dermatitidis ER-3
Lineage: Eukaryota; Fungi; Ascomycota; Eurotiomycetes; Onygenales; Ajellomycetaceae
Product: tyrosine decarboxylase
Exons: 1
Coding region: 415-1935 (506 amino acids)
Biological process (GO): carboxylic acid metabolic process
Molecular function (GO): pyridoxal phosphate binding; carbon-carbon lyase activity
Source: RefSeq, a predicted model, not a curated record